AUGGCCGCACAAAAUGGAGACGUACGAUGUAACCUGCGAAUUUCCCGCCACGGAGUUUACAAAGACCUCAGGACUGCCUCUACACCUGCAGAGGGUGACGGGACCAUCUUCGAAUGGUUCAGGCCAUUCAACCAUGAACGCAUCACCAACGAAGCAUGCUCCUUGGAACUUAUCUCUCGCGAGACGACGAUUCCCGUGCCGCGGCUCGUCGACUAUGGGGUUCACGAGGACGGACGCGAAUUCUUGUUCACCGAGCGCGUAAAAGCCGUCCUUCUCAGUGGGACGACGAGAUAUGCUUUCCAAAACGGUGACUUCGCACCUCAUAUUAUCAUGAUCGAUAAAGGCACCCUCGAGGUUGUAGCCUUGGUUGAUUGGGAAUUUGCGGGUUACUUUCCAGCAGGGCGGGAGGGAUACCAGGCAUGGAUCGCAACACUGAAACCAUCAAAAGACUCUGUAGCUGACACGAAAGCGACGGCGCGGAAGAAGAGGAGAUUGUGCAGGUUAUCACGACCUUUUACCCCGAAGAGUACUUUGAAUGUUACGAUAAGUAGCAUGAUAAGAGAGAAUUGCGUAUUUUGGUGGAUGAUGGGCAAUUACCGGACCCUGAUCUGCUAA
Molecule: messenger RNA, 615 nt
Organism: Drepanopeziza brunnea f. sp. 'multigermtubi' MB_m1
Lineage: Eukaryota; Fungi; Ascomycota; Leotiomycetes; Helotiales; Drepanopezizaceae
Source: RefSeq, a predicted model, not a curated record